This is a messenger RNA of Talaromyces stipitatus ATCC 10500, 1620 nucleotides long. Its product is annotated as vitamin H transporter, putative. Gene Ontology annotation, biological process: transmembrane transport. Gene Ontology annotation, cellular component: membrane. The record is from RefSeq and is a predicted model, not a curated record. Bases 1 to 1620 code for a protein of 539 amino acids. Lineage: Eukaryota; Fungi; Ascomycota; Eurotiomycetes; Eurotiales; Trichocomaceae. The transcript is spliced from 5 exons. Gene Ontology annotation, molecular function: transmembrane transporter activity.
AUGGCAUCGUUAUCUCAAGAGAUCAAUUCCGAGGCCGCGACCCAUACAAAGCAGAGGCUCAAUGUGGAAAUCUCUAGGACUGAAGGAGAGGUAGUACUCCGCGAUGAUCCAGAAGCAAAAGCAGCAUUCUUGUCUACAUUUACCGCGGACGAGGAGAAGAGAAUCAUGCGCAAGGUUGACAGAAAGUUCUUGGUUUUGAUCGGAUUGAUGUAUAUGAUCAAACAGAUCGAUGUUAUCAAUGCUGCCAGCGUCAAAGUUCUUCAGGUCGGGCAGCCGAGUAACAUCCUCAAGGAACUUCAUAUGACUCCAAACCAGUACAACUGGGUACAGUCCAUAUACUAUAUAAGUUAUAUCAUCUUUGAAACUCCCAGCAAUCUAUUACUCAAGCGAAUGGGACCACAUGUCUGGCAGUCACGCAUCUUCUUCUCUUGGGGCGUUAUCGUUGCCUGUCACGCCGCCAUUCAAAAUAAGGAGGCCUAUUAUGCCGUGAGAUUCUUGCUCGGCAUGAUGGAAGCCGGUAUGUUUCCCGGAGUCGUUGCUCAGUUGGCUAGUUGGUACCGCACCGAGGAAAUGGGAAAACCAAUUAAGUGGUUUUUCGCAAUUCAGACGGCUUCGACAAUCGUUGGGUCUCUUUUGUGCUAUGGAAUCAGUUACAUGGAUGGUAUUCGAGGGUUGAGCGCAUGGAGAUGGGUCUACAUCCUUGAGGGCGUCGCUACAAUCCUAUUCUCUGGUGUCGUAUAUUUUGUUCUGCCAGACUAUCCCAAGUCCCCCAGUAGCGACAAAUGGCUCACAAAGCGCGAGCAAGAGUUUAUCGAGACACGGCUUCCUGAGCACGCGCCUCUGACCAGCGACCCGUUCUUCAGCAAGAAAGAAGUGAUGGCAUCUCUCAAGACGCCAACCAUCUGGUCCUUUAUGCUUUCGCAGAUGUUGGUGAAUAUGGGUGGUUAUGCAUUGACGUGGUAUUUGCCGACAAUUACCACCAAUCUGGGCUUUGCCUCGUUACCCAGGAAUCAGCUGCUAAAUAUUCCUCCUGCGGCAGCGGCAGUCAUUGCGUUAGUGUUUGCAGACUACGUGAUUAGUUUGGCGUUGAUUCCUCGGCCUGCCGUUAUCAUGAUCAUCAUGACCGGUAUGGUCGUCUGUUUCGUCCUCUUCUUUACUAUUUCAAGUCGCGUAGGGAUUUACAUUGCUUGUAUCCUUGGUACCAUGUUCUACCAGUCUUAUUUCAUCCCAUUCUGGGCGUGGCGGUCAUCCACACUCAAAGGAUCGACCGGUGCUGCAUUCACACUUGGUUUCCAAAACUGUGUUGGGCAAGUAGGCGGUGUCGUUGGACCACAGCUCUUUCAGUCCAAGUGGGCAUAUAAUGGAUACAAAAACAGCUUCGCCAUCGCGGCGGCAGCAAUCAUUGCCGCGUUCUUUGCCAACAUCUUAACAUGGUGGCUUACCAGAAAUGUGGAAAUGGAUGUUGUCCGGAUUGCGAGAUUGAAACGACAAGCUCGUAAAGAAGGAAGGGUUUUUGCUGAUGAUGAUGUGCAGGUUUUUGAGCAGAGGAAGUACAAGUCUGUGAUUAGGCUGGGGAGGAAAUCAUCGAAUGAGGAAACGAGUAGUCUUGAGACGGUGUGA